AAUUUUUAGAUUGUUAGAAGGGAAGGAUUACUGAUUUAUUUUACUGUACUAAGAUUAAUCCCUCAAGAUGUCGUUUCCACGAAAUACGUCAAAUGCAAUGCUUGUUGAUUUUUUAAAAAAAGUAGGACAUAUCCAGGAUUACAGAGUAGAGGAAGUCAUGCUGGGGGUUGAUCGAGCUGACUUUUGUCCACAGAAUCCUUAUCAGGAUUGCCCACAACAAAUCGGGUACAAUGCAACUAUUAGCGCUCCUCAUAUGCAUGCGUUGGCUUUAGAACUUUUGAAAGGCCACUUAAGGGACGGCAACACGGUACUGGAUAUUGGCUCCGGUUCCGGCUACUUAACAGUUUGCAUGGCACUCAUGGUCGGUGAGAGAGGAAGAGUGAUUGGAAUUGAUCACAUCAAGGAACUUGUAGAUCUUUCGAUCAAUAACAUUAAUAAACAUCAUGGUGAUCUGCUUAUGGAUGGACGAAUAACAAUGUUUGUAAAUGAUGGGCGUAGUGGAUACAAAGCUGACGCUCCAUAUAUGGCUAUUCAUGUUGGUGCUGCCGCACCGAAACUUCCUGAUACAUUGGUGGAUCAACUUGCUCCAGGUGGUCGGAUGAUUAUUCCAGUAGGUGAAGUUUUCAGUGAUCAGCACUUUGUUCAGGUUGACAAAGAUUUGAAUGGUAAUGUGAAGGUUGAAGAAUUAUUUGGUGUUUUAUUUGUUCCACUUACAGAUCGAAAACACCAACUUGGCCAUUUGAAACUUAGGUAAUUUCCU
Messenger RNA from Loa loa (African eye worm), 760 nucleotides. Its product is annotated as protein-L-isoaspartate O-methyltransferase. The coding region runs from base 68 to 754 and encodes 228 amino acids. Gene Ontology annotation, biological process: protein modification process. Gene Ontology annotation, cellular component: cytoplasm. The record is from RefSeq and is a predicted model, not a curated record. Gene Ontology annotation, molecular function: protein-L-isoaspartate (D-aspartate) O-methyltransferase activity. NCBI's taxonomy places the organism in Eukaryota, Metazoa, Nematoda, Chromadorea, Rhabditida, Onchocercidae. The transcript has 5 exons.